Molecule: messenger RNA, 3151 nt
Organism: Paramuricea clavata
Lineage: Eukaryota; Metazoa; Cnidaria; Anthozoa; Malacalcyonacea; Plexauridae
Source: the annotation of a GenBank genome assembly
GAAAUACUGAAUAGACUCAUUUUCACAACAAAGGAAAAAUCUUGAGAAAUUUACAAACUCUGAAUAUUUUUUACAUAUAGAAGAAGUGUAGUUUCAUUUAAAAAUGUUAAGUUUGCAAAUCAGUAGCUCUCUAAGAGAUGUUGUAUCAGAAAAGAGAUUCCAGAAAGACUUAACAAUUGAAAGUUUAAAGGUAUUAAAACAGUGCUUUAUAUGACAAUUGUUUUUACUAUAAUGAAAGUGAUUAACAUCCUUUUUUUGUGCAUGUAGGGUAAACUGGAAAUCAUUACAGGUGGGACGGCAUCCAUGAUGGAUCUUGAAGUUUAUAACGAACAGAGUAAACUCAUUUGUAAACUCGACAAUGAUUCCGCAUUACUCGGAUCUUAUCCGUUAGAAGAUAAUAUGAGAUUACAUGUAGGUAGAAAGAAAUGAAAGUUGGAAUGAAAAUUAUAAAUGUCAAAUGAAAGUACUGUCAUUUCAAUGUAUGAGUGAACAAGUCUAUGCUCAUGCAUUGGAAAUUUCAAUGUUUCUAACAAGCAAUUUGAUAGUUUUAAUUAGAUCAACCAAUCAGUGAGAUGUGAUUGGCUGAUGAAAGUAAAACCUAUCAAAUGCUUUUGAAAAACAUCAAAGUUUCACACAAGCAUGGGCAACAAGUAGAUGCAAAUGACACCAAGUGAUCCAGUGACGAUUUGCUCCUCAAAGUUUUUUUGUUAUUUAGUUAAAGUUAAUUUUAUAUUGUUCUAAAGGUAAUAAACACAGAUCCAUCAAAAGUUCUUGGAGUAUUUGAUGAUGUUUCAAAAGUGGAAAAAUUUGAACUGGAUCAGAGUGAAUAUGAGAAAAAGACUGGUUGGUUUUCUUUCAGUUCUAUUUUGUUAAGCUGCACAUCGUUAAGUUAAUCAUGAGUUAGUAACUCAUCAUUGAGUUCAACUUCAUUAAGUUAAUUGUGCUUUGUUAAAUUGUACCUUGUUAAGUUAAUCACAUAUUGUUUACUUAUCACACAUUGUUAACUAAGUAAAUCACAUCACAUGCUCAUCACAGCUAACAACUUAAAUUGUGAUUAAUCCUUCUUGUGUUUAAUUAAGAUUUAUCCUGAGUUUCUUGCUUUCACAGAUACAGUGUUAGCCUUCAAAAAACGCAACAAACUUGGUCGUUUUGGUGACACAGACCCUGAAGCACAAAAAAAGAAAGAAGAGGAGCAACAAAAAGAAGAAGAGAAAGCAAACACUAUAACGAUAGGCUCUCGUUGCUUGGUUACAAGAUCUGGUGUACCAGCAAGAAAGGGAGCAGUGAGGUUUGUUGGUAACACAGAGUUUGCAGCAGGAUGGUGGAUUGGUGUGCAGUAUGAUGAACCAUUUGGCAAGAAUGAUGGAAGGUAAUUAGUGGACUGGUAAAAAUUUUUUCAGGUCAGCAAUAGGCUAGCAUCACAGUAGCUGACAGCUCAAAAUCUGCCACUGCAGAAGGGUUCACAAUAGGAAUUGUGUGCUUCAAUGUUCUUAAUGCCCUGCUCAUAUCAAACCUUUUUUCAUCCAGUGAUGUUCAACAUAUUGAUAUCCCAAAUCCCCCCCCCCCCCAAUUUUCUUCCUUCCUGUGUCUUGGCAAAACCAGCUAUUGUGGACACUCUUAGGGGGAAUGGUAAUCAAUUAUUUUUUUCUUGCUAGUGUCAGUGGCAAAAGAUAUUUUGAAUGUCCUCCUAAAUAUGGUGCUUUUGUCAAACCAUCUUGUGUUGAAACUGGCGAUUUUCCCGAAGAUGACUUUGAUGAUGAAAUGUGAUAAUUGGUUGAGGAAACAUAAUAGGAAAAUUGAAUAUUUAUCAUUUUAAAGCAUCCAAAUUUUUUUAUCAAAAAGAACAUCUGUACUGAAGAAACUAUCUGUUUUGAUGUCAAGUUUAACUGGAGAUAUUAAAAUAAAUUAUUAAGAUGAUGUAUAUUUAAUUUAAUGUAUUACAGAUAGUAUUAAAACCAAUCAGCUAAUUGGCUGUUGCCAAAAAGAAAACCCCGGAUUCGAAUUGCCGACCCAAUUCACUUACGUACAUCAUUUAAAUACUUGGUUACCUUUGUUCCAUUCUAUAGUUACAUUGUCAGAACAUUGGCAACUAGCCAAUAGUCAUGCAAAUUAUCAGGAUUGAGCACAUUAGCAGACACUUGAUAACACUUAAUUGAAUACACAGCUAAAAACGCACAGGUUCCAAGUUGAUAUCAACAGGCGUGAACAAUGUUGUGCGGCCAACUAUGAACAAGUUGUCAACCAUGUUGUUCCAAGUUGUUACAGUUGAACAAUGCUGUAACAACAUGUUGACAAUACUGUUCAUAGUGGGCCGCACUGCCACAGCCUUGUUCAUGCCUGUUGAUAUCAACCUGGAACAAGUUGUUGAUUUUCACAAUUCUUACACGUGUAGUUGAAGUUUAAUUAAUGUACAAUCUAUAUAUAAUCAAUAACAACUAUUUAUACAUAUUUACAUCUUGAAGUUUGGUUUGUCUUUACUCUUUAGCCUAGAUAGCUGAAUGUGGUGUUACUGAACAAGCCUCUUAAUACAUAAAUAUCUUAUAGACUUGUACUGCCAUUUAAUAGUAAUCAGCAUUCUAUUCCAAACUUGUCAAAAUUUCUAGUGAUAAUUCCUAGUUGUAAAUGAACAGUCCCCAUUGCAACAGUUCUAAGUCUAUACCUAUCAGCUCCAGUGUAAAUCACAUCAGAAGUCUUGAGCUGUGCUCCGCCACCGAGAAAAUAUGAGCGCACUUGUUCUUUCCACGAGCCCGAUGGUCGCCAUGUUACACAGUCUAUAUCGUGUGUCCCUGGCGAUGUAGGAACGUGACAGAACCCGUAACCGUAGAUCUGAUUCCGACCAAAGCUAUCCUGAUACCACACUUGAAAAUGAAACUUCGGCCAGCCUUUUAGACCGUUCGUUGCAAAAUGUAAGUCUAUAGGAUGAGACCAUUUUGCACACUCUUCGUUUUGAGGGUUGUCAACUUGAGUUUGGCCUUCCUUCGCUCCCGCCAGCAAACGCCACGAACCUUCACUGUGAACAGACCAUUUACAAUACAGGUUAUGCGAGGGGAACCCACUUGCUCCGAUAAGCUCACCAAUAAUGUGUACUUCUGCCAUUUUUAGUGCAACUUUACAAAAUUUUCGCAUAAAAAAGACGCCAUUUUGUUUUUCU